CUAACUUCUUUCUAUAAACUGUAUUUCUUUCUUUGCAUCUCAUCAUAAUUUAUUUUCCAAUUAUUUUAGUGAAGACUAUAAAUUAUCGCUACUAAUUUCUGAAUAAAGAUAAAUAACUUAACCAAUAAAGGCAAUAAAAUUGAAAACUGAAAUAAAGAUAAACUUAGAAAGAUACACGGCAAAGUUUUAAGUAAUAUUGUGAAUUGGAGAUUCCAGUCAAAAUCAUCUUUAGUUAUAACAAUUUAAGCAUUGAAAAUGCGGUGUUUUGUGCCUUUUUGCAAGAAUACUUCCGAAAAUGUAUCAGAAAGGGGGCAGAGGAUUAGUUUUCAUAGUUUCCCCAGUGAAGUGUAUGCCCGUGGUGCUUGGCUCAGAGCCCUCGGCAAACAAGGCAGCCUCCUACCAGACUCGGCUGUGGUCUGCUCGCAGCAUUUUGUUAAUGAUGACAUUUAUGAAACAGAAGGUGGCUCAAGGGUAAUAGCCAAUGGUGCUAUUCCUUCAACAGUGCAGGUUUGCAUGGUAUGCCUAGACACUGACAGCAAGCUGUUUCUAAUGAGUAAACACAAAUUGCAAGAAGCUUAUGAAAAGUUAACUGGACAUCCUUUGUGUGAACUAGGAAACCUAAAACAAACAGUCUGUGUACAAUGCGCUCAGAGAUUGAUAAAUUUUAAUAGAUUUAGAGACAAGAGCUUGAGAGCCCGUGCACUGAUGAUGGAUUUAGUUGAAAAACAUGAAUUAAUCACAAGAGAACAUAUAAAUAGGAUAAACCGCAGACACAAACUAAAGAGUAAUAUAACGUUGACAACGCUAGGACCUGACCACUGUGACUUACACAUACUAGAAUACUCAGCAGAAAACAACCAGACAGACUCGGAGGAAACCGAACAGGAACUCCAAAUUGACGUGAAAACUGAGAAAAGUGAUGAUUCUGUAUCAAUUGUCGACGACACAGAAGUGAUACUAUAUGAAGAUGAUUUUGUUAUGGAUCCAUUAAAGUAUGAAGAUUCUCCCUUCCACUGCACACUUUGUUCUGAGGAGUUUGCCCAUGAACAAGCAUUCAUGCAACAUAUGUGCAUGCAUAUCCAGAAUGGUGACUGCGAUGGGGAUGACAUAUCACAAGAAUGCAAGCCUGAUACAGCCGCGGGUUCCAGCUCUUCAAACUCUUCACUCAUCACUGAGAACAAGCCGGCAGACCCCAGUCUUUCCACAGACGCUGAUCAGACCGAAGCUGAAGUCGCUGCCUUGUCGAUGAGUGUUGCGACAAAUGACGAGAACAAAGUUCACGCUACUGAAGAAGCCGAUACAAUCCUGAAAACUGAAAAAGUGUUUGAAAUGAGCAAUAGCGAAUUAGAAAACCAAUCAUCUGAAAGCACUUGUAAAAUUAAUAUGAACAUCAAUAGUUUCAAGAAUUGUGUAGUCAAGUUAUAUGAUAUUUUCUCAAAUCAGAAAGUUAUUCCACAUAAAACACGCAGGGCUGAUAUGGCUUGUGACAGUCAGAAUAUUGCGUCUAAAGAUUCCAGUUAUCAGGCAACAAAUCAGAAGGAAGUCCUUACGACAGAAUACAUUGUACCAGUCACUAGUAGUACUAGUCUGAAUGAUGUCAUUAAUAGAGACCAAUGUAUUAAUUCAUCGCAAAAUAGUUUGUGUACUGAGAAAAAUUCGUUCACUUGUGAUAUUUGUCGGAAAAAGUUUAUUAGAAAAAGUCUUUUAGUUAAUCACAUUAAGAUCCACACUGAAGUAAGAAAGUUCACUUGCGAGAUUUGCCAACACAAAUAUAAAUAUCAAUGUUCUUUGACAAGGCACAUGAGAGUUACUCACAUGGGUAUAAAGCCAUUCUCGUGUUCGUUAUGCAAGUACAAAAGUGCGGAAAAUAGCCAUCUAGUGGAGCACUUGAGAAUUCACACUGGUAUAAAACCAUUCUCGUGUACGUUAUGCGAUUACAAAUGUGCACAAAGUAGCAGUUUGAUGGUGCACUUACGAACUCACACUGGCAUAAAGCCAUUCUCGUGUUCGUUAUGCAAGUACAAAAGUGCGAGAAACUGCCAUCUAGUGGAGCACAUGAGAACUCACUCUGGUAUAAAACCAUUUUCUUGUACGUUAUGCGAUUACAAAUCUGCAACAAAUAGCCAGCUAGUGAACCACAUGAGAACUCACUCUGGAAUAAAACCAUUUUCUUGUACGUUAUGCGAUUACAAAUCUGCAACAAAUAGCCAGCUAGUGAACCACAUGAGAACUCACUCUGGUAUAAAACCAUUUUCCUGUACGUUAUGCGAUUACAAAUGUUCGAGUAAUAGCCAUCUAGUGAGGCAUAUGAGAACUCACACUGGUAUAAAGCCAUUCUCGUGUUCGUUAUGCAAGUACAAAAGUGCGGAAAAUAGCCAUCUAGUGGAGCACUUGAGAACUCACACUGGUAUAAAACCAUUCUCGUGUACGUUAUGCGAUUACAAAUGUGCACAAAGUAGCAGUUUGAUGGUGCACUUACGAACUCACACUGGCAUAAAGCCAUUCUCGUGUUCGUUAUGCAAGUACAAAAGUGCGACAAACGGCAAUCUAGUGGAGCACAUGAAAACUCACUCUGGUAUAAAACCAUUUUCUUGUACGUUAUGCGAUUACAAAUCUGCAACAAGUAGCCAUCUAGUGAGGCACAUGAGAACUCACUCUGGUAUAAAACCAUUCUCAUGUACGUUAUGCGAUUACAAAUGUAUACAAAGUGGCAGUUUAGUGAUACACAUGAGAACUCACACUGGCAUUAAACCAUUUUCGUGUUCGUUAUGCAAGUACAAAAGUGCGACAAAAGGCUAUCUAGUGAUACACAUGAGAACUCACACUGGCAUUAAACCAUUUUCGUGUUCGUUAUGCAAGUACAAAAGUGUGACAAAAGGUUAUCUAGUGAUACACAUGAGAACUCACACUGGCAUUAAACCAUUUUCAUGUUCGUUAUGCAAGUACAAAAGUGCGACAAAAGGCUGUCUAGUGGAGCACAUGAGAACUCACACUGGCAUUAAACCAUUUUCGUGUUCGUUAUGCAAGUACAAAAGUGCGACAAAAGGCUAUCUAGUGGAGCACAUGAGAACUCACACUGGCAUUAAACCAUUUUCGUGUUCGUUAUGCAAGUACAAAAGUGCGACAAAAGGCCGUCUAGUGGUGCACAUGAGAACUCACACUGGCAUUAAACCAUUUUCGUGUUCGUUAUGCAAGUACAAAAGUGCGAGAAACGGCCAUCUAGUGGAGCACAUGAGAACUCACUCUGGUAUAAAGCCAUUCUCGUGUUCGUUAUGCAAGUACAAAAGUGCGGUAAAUAGCCAUCUAGUGGAGCACUUGAGAACUCACACUGGUAUAAAACCAUUCUCGUGUACGUUAUGCGAUUACAAAAGUGCGAGAAACUCCCAUCUAGUGAAACACAUGAUAACUCACUCUGGUAAAAAACCAUUCUCGUGUACGUUAUGCGAUUACAAAUGUGCACAAAGUAGCAAUUUGAUGGUGCACUUACGAACUCACACUGGCAUUAAGCCAUUCUCGUGUUCGUUAUGCCAUUACAAAUGUUUGAGUAAUAGCCAUCUAGUGAGGCAUAUGAGAACUCACACUGGCGAAAGACCAUAUUCAUGCAAUUUAUGCAAUUAUAAAUGCACAAGAAAUGAUUAUUUAGCUAAGCAUAUGAGAACUCACACUGGCGAGAAACCAUCGUGUUCGUGAACCGCUCGCCUCACUCUGUCACCGGAGAAUGCUCAGGCGAUACACUCUACAACAGACAGUGUGCUUCGUGUAUACUGUAGAAAUGUAGACUGUAUGUGACAGUAGGCGAGCGUCUCAAGGAGGAGCUAUAUAUGUUGGAAAACGCUGGACUUUGUCUGUGUCGGUGUUA
Molecule: messenger RNA, 3859 nt
Organism: Maniola jurtina (meadow brown)
Lineage: Eukaryota; Metazoa; Arthropoda; Insecta; Lepidoptera; Nymphalidae
Product: zinc finger protein 26
Exons: 11
Coding region: 256-3690 (1144 amino acids)
Biological process (GO): regulation of transcription by RNA polymerase II
Cellular component (GO): nucleus
Molecular function (GO): zinc ion binding; DNA-binding transcription factor activity, RNA polymerase II-specific; RNA polymerase II cis-regulatory region sequence-specific DNA binding
Source: RefSeq, a predicted model, not a curated record